This is a messenger RNA of Penaeus vannamei (Pacific white shrimp), 1313 nucleotides long. The record is from RefSeq and is a predicted model, not a curated record. Lineage: Eukaryota; Metazoa; Arthropoda; Malacostraca; Decapoda; Penaeidae.
ACAAAAUUGAAUUUCCUAGGGGACAUGGAGAGACACAUGCGCACUCAUACUGGGGAACGGCCAUACCAUUGCGAUGUGUGUGGCUCUUCCUUUGCUCGCCCUCAAACCCUUCAGGAACACAAGAACAGGCACUACAACUUCAAGCCGUAUGUUUGCAAGAUAUGCGGCAAAAGCUUUCAUGAACUUGCUGCCUGUUCUCGUCAUGUCAAGGGCCAGCAUGGGAGGGAGCCAGCUGCAGCCAGUAUCAUCAGAUUGAACAGUCAAAAUCAACAAGAAGGUAGAAAAGAAAGAAUUCUCUUAACACAUGUCGAUGAAGAUGAUGAGGAAAACAGAAAUGAAGAUGAGGAUGUGGAUAAUGAAGGUGAAGAGGAUACCAGAGAUGGGAGUGAAGCAGAUAAAGAUGAAGAAGGAGACAUCAAACACCACAUUUUUGUCAUGCAUACAGCUGAUAGUGAAGAGACAAAGCUCAUUACAAUCGCUGAACAAUCAGUAACACAUGCAGAGACUAUCAGCAGGCAAGGUUCUGCUGUGACUUGUGAGGGAUGUGGCACUCUGAUGUCUUCCAUGGCUGUACUGAAAAACCAUGCAAGGCAGUGCAAGGCUCAGGCUGGAGUGUCAGUGGCCGAGUGGCUGGUCCACGGGAGUGCAGGAAGCCCUAGUAGUGGCAUGGAGAUCACAGUUGGGGAGAGUGGGGCUAGUGGGGACCUAGGAUGUGUGGAGGAGAGCAGCAGUGGCCUGGAGUGCGUCAAGGAGGUGGAUAGCUCGGGACUGAGCCAUGCCGUUACCAUCAGUGAGGAUGGCAGCAUCACCUCAGUGCCUCUGUCACAACUUGCACCAUUGCAUUUGCAGUUGGAAAAUGACUACAUGGUAGUGCUCAGUGAUGACACAAGAGCACAAGAAGCAACUUCCUCUUUCCAAACACAAGACUUGCAACAGGUUGAUGAGUCAACUCUCACAGGAACCGACUCUGAGACAUCACAACCAAGGAUAACACUCGUGUCUUCACUACUCAGCCAGUAAUGCUGUUGCCUCCAAGUUCAAUGAGCUGUAUACUGCCAAUUUCAAAGCAUGAAAAGUAUUAUCAUUAUUAUGGUUAUUACGGUAAUCAUUAUCAUUAUAUAUUUUAUUCCAUAUAAGGAUUUCUGAAAUGAGGAUCUCAAGGAAAACUUUGAUCUAGUACCUAAGAAUGGCGUUUAUUUGAAUGCAGAAAUUGUUGUUUAGCAACAUUCCAUUUAUUUUCUUCUGUACCUACAUAUAGAAAGAAAGAAUUAUACUGUAUUUAUAUGACAAAAUAUUUAAAAAGUAUCUUUUGA